Molecule: messenger RNA, 1097 nt
Organism: Pistacia vera
Lineage: Eukaryota; Viridiplantae; Streptophyta; Magnoliopsida; Sapindales; Anacardiaceae
Product: RPM1-interacting protein 4-like
Exons: 4
Coding region: 149-955 (268 amino acids)
Source: RefSeq, a predicted model, not a curated record
GUAUUGUCUUUUUGAGUUGCUUUUGUGACGGUUUGGUCGUUGGCAUUUGUGAAGAAACUUUCCAACUAUACUUGAAUUGGUCUGAUAAAACAAUACAACUUCUUUUUCCAUUUUGGUGGUUGUUUAACGAAGCUGUGUUUUAACAUUAAUGGCACAACGUUCACAAGUGCCCAAGUUUGGCAAUUGGGAAAAUGCAGACAAUGUCCCUUACACAGCCUAUUUUGAGAAGGCAAGGAGUAAUAGAAGUGUGAAGAAAAAUUCAAAUAAUACUAGAGGAAAUCUGGAUAUGUCUUCUGAUAAUCUGUCUCCAGUUCAAGCUCCUCCUUUCCAGAUGGAGAUCAAAUCAGGAUCACAAAAGGGGCAAGAGGCACUAAGGAAAAAGCAUGUGCAGAGCUCAAGCCGAGAGGAUGGUGAUCUACGGAGGCCAUCUGAAUCUCUGCUACACCAUGACCCUGCAAACCGGAAAGAUGCCAGUGGCUUACCUCUUCACCGUGAUGGCAGCGUAAGCUCCAAUGAUAGCCCUAAAAAGGCCACACGGCAGAAUGUAGGGUCUGAUCACAGAAUUGAACACUUGGCCUUAGCCAAAAAUCACCAAGCAAGGGUUGGAGGCAAAGGCAGUGGAAUAUCUUCUCCCUUGUGGCCAAGAAAGAGUUCAACAGAAGGUAGCAACAACUUAGCUCCCUUAAAUCCUGGAAGAUCCCAGAUGAGAUCAGUUACUCGAGGAAAUGACACUCCCAAUCACAGUGCUGCGGUUCCAAAAUUUGGUGAUUGGGAUGAGUCCAAUCCCGCAUCAGCAGAUGGAUUCACUCACGCCUUCGACAAAGUGAGAAAAGAGAAGCUGAAUGGAAAUGGAAUGGAACCAGUUGCCGCAACCCAAAACUCUUCCUCCAGAGUUCGGAAGCGGCAUGACAACAAGACACCCAAGAGGUGUUGGUGCUUUCCAUGGAGCAAGUGAGAUGUGUUUCUCUUUCCUGGAUGAACAUAGUGCAUAGGAAAUAUAUACAUAAAUCAACAGGACCUGAGUCAUGUAUAUUUUUACAUAAUGUUUGAAAGGAAUAAUUUAUUUUAUUAAGUCUUCCUGUAUAUAAUUUAGUUGC